Molecule: messenger RNA, 6806 nt
Organism: Dermacentor andersoni
Lineage: Eukaryota; Metazoa; Arthropoda; Arachnida; Ixodida; Ixodidae
Source: RefSeq, a predicted model, not a curated record
CCCUCGGGUCAUGCAGCUCCUCUUCGCGUCUCAUCGCCGGUGAAACGUCUGACGCUCGGUCUCUGGCGCGUUUCGCUCGCACGAUCGCGCGUGUUUGUGCACGCGCCCGGGUCCUACGUCCGUUCUGUCACGCCGUGUGCGCUCCCGUAAGCCUGAAUGUUUUCCUUUAUUCGAGCACUGCGCAUGAGUGCUCGGGUAAAAGUUCCAGGCCCCGCUAUCCGGUAGGUUGUUCAGCACAAGGGUGCAGAAGCCUGGAGAAUUCGUUUAAGUGGAACUAGCGUCGUGUAGCUUAUGCGUAGGCAACGACAAUGACAAUGACGCCAUUUCAAGGGAUAUACAGGUAGUCAUUCGAUACCUCCACUUCUUGUACAUUUUUUAUUUCUUUCUGACGUAGUAUUCUGGUCGCAGUUCGUGCCGUUGGCAUGCAGAACAGGCGGCCGGCACUCGCUUCCGAAGCGGAGGCAGGACAUCGUCCUUGUUUUGUAUCUCUUACCCGCGUGUUUGUCGAAGCAUUGCGCCCAUUAUGCAGAUCUAUCUCGGAUUAUGAUGUUAUGUCGACGAGAGCGUCGAAGAAGAACGCCGUCGUGAGUGGACAUACUCCUGGAUACGCUCUGGCUGCCGUGAGUAAGCCAUCCUACGCUGCAAGUGCUUUGCAAAAGCCGAAUCGUCUACGCCGUUUUCCGUUGCCUAGUGUGCGUACUGCAUUAACUUGCAAAUAUCCGCGCACAGUGUUUAGACCAUUCUAUUCGAAAAUCUGUUUUUUGUCUGACAUCCUACUAUGGCUAUAGGAGGUUGGCUGGGUGGAGGUGAGGCAACGUCCUUGCUCCGUGCGUACCUAGAGACUUCUGGAGAUGCGUCCACCACGAUGACGGGUAGAACGGAAACAUCAAAUCAUUUGAACGGUGAGCGGAAGCGCUGCCAUCUAGACUCAUUGAGCAAAGUUCGCCGUAGCAAACCAGCACGCGGUGCACGCAUGGUGCGUUUGUUGACCGGCUCGCUGAGCGCCAUGUGCGCUUCCGCAGUUGCAAGGACACGUGACUACCUUGAACAUCAUUCGGGUCCCGAACUCGGUUCGAGUUCAGGUCCAGCAGAGGAGCAGCGGCGGACAUGACCCCGCUGCCGUCGACACCACCAUCCGCAGCAAGACCAGCAAAAGCAGCGUGACGGUGCCGGCGCAAAAGUACCGACGUGCAUCGACUACGGUUUUAGACGGAAGUGGUGUGCGACCAGUGCCGCGUGGAUACCCGCUAUGUGUGCCGGUGUUGUGGCUGUGCUGUGUUACGUCAACUCGCUGGAUGGAGAUUUCGUGCACGACGACAUGGUGGCGGUGGUGGGGAACCCAGACGUCACCGGUGAGAACAGGCGACUCGCGUUGUUGUCAUCGUCGUCAUCGCUUUGGAUGAAUGACUUCUGGGGGCGACCGAUGGCCGAUCCCCGGAGUCACAAGUCAUACCGGCCCCUCACAGUGCUCAGCUUCAGAGCCAACUACUACGCAAAUGGACGCCAGGUGCGCGGCUCCCACGUGGUCAAUGUAGCUCUGCACUGCGCAUGCUCAGUGCUGGUGGCCGUCGUCGCACGCUGCGUCAUGCGGAUAAGUGCCCUCCAUGCGUGCUUCGCAGCGACGCUCUUCGCUGCACAUCCUGUGCACACUGAGGCGGUGUCCAGUAUAGUGGGCCGAGCCGAAGUGCUGUGCUGUUUCUUCUUUCUGCUGUCGUUCCUCUGCUACCACUGCUGCCAAGUUUCCAGUGACGGCAAAGGAGGUUGUGGAAGGACGAGCUGGCUGGGAGCCUGUGGUCUACUCUCUGUAUGUGCACUGCUCUCCAAGGAGCAGGGCAUCACCGUGCUACCGCUGUGCAUGGCCCUGAGAAUACGCGCAUUGCUCGCUGAUUCUACGCGUCCAGAACGACAGACGCAAGGCUUCGAAACUCGCCGACGAUGCUGGCCAAUCUGCAGGCACUGCAUACGACAAAUUGCCUACCGAUGCUUCUUGGAUCGUGACCUUGCUGCUCUCGCAACAUUGACGGCUUUACUCCUGUGCUUGAGGCUAUGGAUUCUACAGGGAAGCUUCCCCGAAUUCACCGCGAUGGACAACCCUGCGUCAUUCUCGCCAAUGCGCCUUACCAGGCUGCUGACUUAUAGCUACCUGUGCGCCUUCAACGCCUGGCUCGUCUUGUGUCCACGUACCCUGUCUUACGAUUGGCAGAUGGGCAGCAUACCUCUCGUGACGCCACCGUUUGAUUUAAGGAAUCUGGCAACACUGGCAAUACUUCUUUUGCUAGCAGUUCUCGCAUGGCGGGCCUUAAUUUCAUCGCAACACAAAGGCAGCACUGCUGGUGGAUCAAGACAGCAGUGCUGCUACUACAGAACUCCAGAGCAACUGCAAGAGCCUUCUUCGGGACUACUAGUGGCACUGCUUCUUACUGUGCUGCCCUUCCUUCCGGCGUCCAACCUCUUUGUGACAGUAGGCUUCGUUGUCGCCGAAAGAGUUCUCUACAUUCCCAGCAUCGGAGUUACACUGCUCGUGGCCGAAGGAUUGUGCCGCCUCCACACGCGGUGCUCUCGAGCGAUGAGGUGGUGCACCGCGAGCUCCUGCUUCAUUCUAGUGCUGCUCUUUGCUGCCCGUACUUGGAGCAGGAACGGCGUGUGGGCCUCUAGAGAAGCCCUGUUCGAAUCGGGCAUCAGGGACCUUCCACGUAACGCAAAGAUGCAUUACAACUACGCAAAUCUGCAGAAAGACAUCGGGAACUCUGACCUAGCAGUCAAGCACUACAGGCUGGCGAUCGAGUUGUGGCCAGAGCAUGCCAGCGCGCACAAUAACUUGGGCACUGUGCUGACGUCGACGGAAGAGUCGGAACAUCACUUCCGGUACGCUUUGCGCGUCAAUCCAAAUCAUCCAGGGGCUCAUUUUAACCUCGCCAAUAUCUACAGCAAGCAAGGCCAAAAGGAGGUUGCCCGGACUCUGCUGGAGCGUGCGGUAGAGCUGGAGCCCGAUUUCUGCGAGGCCUACUCGUCCCUAGCAGCGCUCGCCGCCGAAAGGGGAGACCUGGCUGAAGCCGAGAGGCUGCACCAGAUGGCGCUAACGAGCGACGACCGAAAUGCCGACGCCCGGAACAACUACGGAACAUUCCUUCAGUCACAAGGGCGUACGGAAGAAGCCAUGACACAGUACCAGCAAGCUCUCGACCUUCAGCAAAAUCACACCGUGGCCCUCCUUAACGCAGCUAGAAGCCUUCGGAGCAUGAACCUCAACAUGCAGGCCGAGAGUCUCUACAAGAGAGCCCUUGCAGUUGAGCCAGACCCUCAGGUGAUGGACAACCUCGCCGUCUUCUACGUCACUGCUGGUCGCCUGGACGAAGCAAGGCAGCUCUUCGAAGAAAUUAAUCGGCUCUUUCCUGAACACCGCGACAGCAACGUUCAUCAUGCUCAGCUCCUCAUUCGCCUCCGAAGCUUCCGAGUGGCCGAAGAGCUUCUUGUAGACGUCAUCGAGAAUAACAGCACUGACAGAGCGGCCUUGCACACGGCUGCGCUUUUGUACAACCACAUCAACCGCACAGUCGAGGCACUGGACUACGUACUGAAGGCUCUAAAGCUCUGCAACGUUGAUGACCUGCUGUGUGCUAGAAUACACAGUGAUCAUGGUGACAUACUGAAGGACUUAGGGGACCUCAGCUCUUCAGCACAGAGUUACGAAGUCGCUAUUCGUCUUGAUCCCAAUCUCGCUCAUGCACAUCUGAAUCUCGCCGUGAUAAGGCACUUAGAGAACGACUACCCUGGCGCUUUCCGACACUACCAAGUGGCCCUGUCUCUCGAUCCAAACAACAAACUCAUCAUGGACAACAUGGCCAAAUUAAGGCGGCGAAUUACUAGGCCACUGCCGUUCCACGAGUGCGUUUAGAGUGGUUGUAUUGGCUAAAUGCAUUUACUGUGCUGCUGUUUUUUGUAUAGAGAUAAUUUUUGUUUUUACUCUACAUGUUCUGGCUGGAUUGAAACUGUACCGCUUUUUACGUCUUGCAACUCUGUCAUUGUAAACGCGGACGCCCGGUAGAGGAAAUCGAAGGGUGGUGCAUCAAUAUGAGGGCUCGUUAUGAACGAUUCUACAAUUUUUACUUCAUAUUUUACACAAGUUAAGCUUUAGAGCAUCCUGGUCAUUCACAGAGAGUUGCUAAAGCCACAUCCAAAUAUGAUACAUACUUCGCAAUUUUAUGUCACUGAUGGGAACGCUAAUAACUGUCCAAAAGUAUUCGCGGAAACCGUGUAAAAUCUGUCGGCUGCAAAUAGCCAAAAGCAGGGCCUGUUCCAUACACUCCUUCUCAUAUGUGCAUGGUGUACUUGUGAAACCACCAUACCAUGUUGCUGUGCUGUGCCAUUUUCGCAAUUUACUUGGUUUUGCAAUCGGUCUGACACACGAUUCCUAGAUAUGUUAUUGUUUAACGUACAUUUUCUACGGUCAUUUAUUUUGUGGGGAAGGAUAUUACUCUGCAAUACUUUCGUCCAAGUCCAACAAGCCAACAGCGAAUGUGAAUGAAAACGAAUGAACACCGUGAUACUGUGUCAUAUUUUCUUUCAUUACGCAUUUCCAGCACACCAAUAAUUUAACUAAUGAAAUUUGCUUGUGCAUUGGUUCAUGUUUGUCAUCCUGUUUAAUUUCACCUUUCCUUGCCACAAGCUACGUUGAUUCCUGUAAAAAGGAAUACGAUUCCUUCGAGUGGUGGCAUAAGACUAUGCAACGACGUGCCUAGAUUUCCGACCCUCAUGUUAGUAAGAGCGACACUGGAGCGCUACUCUCUCAAAGUGUGACCGAUUUGCUCAGAUGCGUUGCCGUGUGACUGGACGCUUCAACAUUGAGCGGUGUAUAGAUGACAUUCCACUACGAUGACAUUCACAUAGAAAUGUCACCAUAGAGUCAGAAAAGGCUUACUUUUUACGUGGCUGGUUGAAGAAAUGAAUGAUUGCUCAAGUUCAACCUUGUGAUAUAACACAGAGGAAAAAAAGAGCAAAUAAGCAUCCUUAGUGUAUGUCAACAGUUCUGGACGCCAUCUUUCUGCCGUUGCUUUGAAAUUGUAAUGCGUGUUGCUUCAUUCGCGUAACUUCGUGCACUCGUGCCCCUUGUGUAAAGCAAACAGGCUUUGCAGGAUCGAAUCUCAGUUAUAACAAGCUGUUCUCCGAUGCUUACUUCUUAACGAAAAUCUUGAUGGUGGUCUCUGUGUACUGUAGGCGUUCAUCGUACCCAAAAUAUUUACCGCAUUGGACAUGUUGCCUUCCUUCCACUAUAGCUGCACAGCGGCGUCUCGAUUGCGAGAUGAGCUUGCAAGAGCUGGUACUCAUGUCGCCUUACUUACCCAGAGCCUUGCACGGGUAGCCCCUCUUUCGGAAGAGUGUUUCACUGUGUGAAUAAUUUGUCAAUUGUCGCGAAUGCUAAGUGUACAUCGAUAUUGUUGCUUGCUGACGUGGAAUCAUCUCAACCUAAGCUGCGUGUUUAUAGCCCACAAACAAUGGUGUCAUCGAGACCUUGGAAGUUUGCAUGGUGUCGUGUCUUCGACAGAAGUCAUAGUUUUCUUACCAUCGAAAAGGUGAAGCUUCGUUUGGAAGAGUUAUUUUUUUUUAUAUCCUGCUGAAUUGGAAUGGACAGUGUCUUCGCCCCGUACGUAUGCUUGUCUGUCUUCAUGUAUAAGAGUGUCAUUGCUGGAGUUAUCGUUUCACAUGUGUGCGGCUGAGUGUUGUUUGCGCGUAAACAAGUUUUGAAAGAAAAUGCGAGGCCUUCACGAAAACACUGUGUCGUGUGGUUACUCGAGUGCUCGGGUACUUUGUUUCGUUUCAUUACAACUAGAGAUACGCUACAGCUCUUUCACUUGACUCAUGCUUUUUUACUGCAGAAUCAGCUUUUCUCCCGGUCUCCCGCAUUUUCCCGCAUUCUCUCGUAUUUUGCUGCAUUUUCCCACAAAAACCGCAUUUUUUCGUUUCCCAAAAAGAUACGUAAUCGCUCAACAUGGCUCAACACAGGACAAGACGCAUAACGAGUCAGCGUGAACGUAUAGUGGUCUGUAAUAACCUUACAGCUUCACCGCUCACCGGCUCUCUUCUGUAUGUAAUCAUGGAACCAAAACGACAAACACUACUGCGCUAAAACCUGAAUCCGAGCUAGUUGGUAAAGCCACAUGUUUGAAACUAAACAGCGUAUACAGGACAAGACAGUAGACAGGACGAGUGACAGGACGAGUGAUUCCUUUCUAUGAACUGACGAACCGCGUAGCGUGCCUCUAACAAAGCAUUAUAUUCCGAGGUGUUUACGGGUCACAAACCACAAUAUUAGAGGCGAAAAUGUACGGAGCCGCCAUCUGUCGGAAGCGCCUCGCUUGCGUAGUAUGAGGCAUAACGCGCGGCGCGCUCCUCAUAGGGUCGGCUGUCGGCGCUCAAUAAAAACACCAUGCGGGAGCCCUCGUGGACAUUUCCGUAAGUACUCUCGAAACGAGGGAUGUUUUUUAUCAUCAACGUUAUGAUCUUGGACAAACAGAAAGCAGAGUGUGGUUUACAUACGUUAUCUCUUUACCGAAUACGUACAGUGAAAGCCCAUGGCACGCUGUCGCCACGAUGGAGCCCCCCGAAUCGGUUCCUUUCGUGAAAGGUAGGCAGCCGUUGGGAGCAAACUAUGUAAAAUACGUUCUCAUAGUGAGCUGUCUGUAUACCCAAAUGCAGCAUAAAUAAUGAAGCCUCAAUGCAGCGAUCGCACGAGUUCGCAGCGACCGACUGCGCGUCUGCAUGCAUGUCCACGCACAAUGUUUCGCUUCCUGCCGUGAGCUUUAGGCCGC